UACUUAAUUUACAUAACAUAAAUACCAACAAAGUAUUUUAUUAUCUUCAAUCUUGUGUGAUUAAAGAGGGGACAUGAUUUGUUGUGCUGCGUUAUUCAUUUGCAACUAAUGUUUAUUGAAAGAGACUGGUUUUAAUCUAAUAAAACUACGUACGUUUUAAAAAUUCUAUAGAAAUGUUUAAUUUUUUUGCUUUAUUUUUUCUUAUUGGUGUUUUUAGUGGUUUAGGAUGUUGCGAUUACAUCGACAAUUUCGAAAAACAAACAGAAAUCCUAUGGAAAGAACAAUCAGACACUCUCAUGGGGGAAGGAAAAUCCAAAGCCACCUUAACCCUGCUACAAAACGGCCCCCUACAAAGGGCAGUUCUGUUCACCUUAUUGGACCCUCAACCCGAUGGAGCAGCGUUUGCUGGGAUAAGAAAAAACGUGAAAUUGGACUUGACAAAUGUCAACAAAAUAUCCAUGAACAUCAAGUCUAGGGGCGAAUAUAGGGGCUAUGAGUUUUGCUUGAGGGACAGGGGGUUGAGCGGAGUCAGGGCCCCUGCUUACUGUCAAUAUUUUAAGGGUCCUGAAGACUUUGAGACAGUAAAUUUCGCAAUAGACGAGUUCAAACCACAUUUUGAGGGUCAAAUUUUGACAAACUACACAGCCCUGGAUAAGGCGAAUGUAAGCCAGUUGUCUUUAUUGACUUAUGGGGGUGUAAGAUUGCCGAAACAUAUGCAACAGAGUGGUGUGGCAGCCAUGGAAAUAAACUGGAUCAGUAUUUCUUAGAUAUAAGCAACAAAUUUAAUAUUUCUCGCGAUGAUUAAAAUGCUAUUAAAAUUGAAUGUCAGUAACCUAUUCAAAUAAUAAUAUAUUUAAGAUUACACUG
This is a messenger RNA of Brassicogethes aeneus, 867 nucleotides long. Lineage: Eukaryota; Metazoa; Arthropoda; Insecta; Coleoptera; Nitidulidae. The record is from the annotation of a GenBank genome assembly.